Cinclus cinclus is the source of this 494-nucleotide messenger RNA. It is a transcript of the gene MTFP1, whose product is annotated as mitochondrial fission process 1. Bases 15 to 494 code for a protein of 159 amino acids. NCBI's taxonomy places the organism in Eukaryota, Metazoa, Chordata, Aves, Passeriformes, Cinclidae. Gene Ontology annotation, cellular component: mitochondrion. The transcript is spliced from 4 exons. Gene Ontology annotation, biological process: mitochondrial fission. The record is from RefSeq and is a predicted model, not a curated record.
CGGUGGUGCGCGCCAUGGGGCUGGAGGAGCCCGACCUGUACCGGGACACGUGGGUCCGAUACCUGGGUUACGCCAACGAAGUGGGUGAGUCCUUCCGCCCACUGGUGCCAGUGCCGGUGGUGUGGGCCAGCUACGGCGUGGCCACUGCCUACGUGACCGCUGAUGCCAUCGACAAGGGUCGGAAAGCCGCCACCGCCCACCCCCAGGACCCCACACGUGUGGGGGUGGCCGUGGUGGACACCUUCGUGUGGCAGAGCCUGGCCUCGGUGGCCAUCCCCGGCUUCACCAUCAACCGGCUCUGCGCUGCCUCACUGGCCCUGCUGGGGUCUCUCACCCGCUGGCCUCUGCCCGUGCGCCGCUGGACCACCACUGCCCUGGGGCUGGCUGCCAUCCCCCUCAUCAUCACCCCCAUCGACAGGACUGUGGAUUUCCUGAUGGAUUCCAGCCUCCGCAAGCUUUACAGGACACCAGGAGAGCCCCCAACUUCGCACUGA